This is a messenger RNA of Elephantulus edwardii (Cape elephant shrew), 2121 nucleotides long. RefSeq names its product plexin domain containing 2 (gene PLXDC2). The transcript has 14 exons. Bases 4 to 1593 code for a protein of 529 amino acids. NCBI's taxonomy places the organism in Eukaryota, Metazoa, Chordata, Mammalia, Macroscelidea, Macroscelididae. The record is from RefSeq and is a predicted model, not a curated record.
GGCAUGGCGCGCUUCCCCAGGGCCGACCUGGCGGCUGCAGGAGUUGUGUUACUUUGCCACUUUUUAAUGGAGCGAUUUCAGUUCGUGGAAGGGGAGACUGGAAACCAAAUCAAAGAUUGGAGAUAUGAAGUUGCUCAACCCUUCCCUCCAACAGAAGAUGAGGUGGAAGUGUACUCACACGCCUACAGCCACAGGUGGAGAAGAAACCUUGACUCUCUCAAGGCGGUAGACACAAACAGAGCGAGCUUGGGUCAAGAUUCUACAGAGCCCAGAAGCUUCACAGACCUUCUGCUGGAUGAUGGGCAGGAUGACAACAGCACGGAGAUUGAGGAGGACACAGAUCAUAAUUACUACAUAUCUCGGAUAUAUGGGCCAUCUGAUUCUGCCAGCCGGGAUUUAUGGGUGAACAUAGACCAAAUGGAAAAAGACAAAGUGAAAAUUCAUGGAAUAUUGUCUAAUACUCAUCGGCAAGCUGCGAGAGUGAAUCUGUCCUUCGAUUUUCCAUUUUAUGGCCAUUCCCUACGUGAAAUCACUGUGGCAACUGGGGGUUUUAUAUACACUGGAGAAGUUGUCCAUCGAAUGCUAACAGCCACACAGUACAUAGCACCAUUAAUGGCAAAUUUUGAUCCCAGUGUGUCCAGAAAUUCAACAGUCAGAUAUUUUGACAAUGGAACAGCCCUUGUUGUACAGUGGGACCAUGUUCACCUCCAGGAUAAUUACAACCUGGGCAGCUUCACCUUCCAGGCAACCCUCCUCACUGAUGGACGCAUCAUCUUUGGAUACAAAGAAAUUCCGGUUUUGGUCACACAGAUAAGUUCCACCAAUCAUCCAGUGAAAGUGGGGCUGUCUGAUGCGUUUGUCGUGGUCCACAGGAUCCAGCAAAUCCCCAAUGUUCGAAGAAGAACAAUUUAUGAAUAUCAUCGAGUAGAGCUACAAAUGUCCAAAAUUACCAACAUUUCAGCUGUGGAGAUGACUCCAUUACCUACAUGUCUCCAGUUCAAUGAAUGUGGCCCCUGUGUAUCCUCUCAGAUUGGCUUCAACUGCAGCUGGUGUAGUAAGCUCCAAAGAUGUUCCAGUGGAUUUGAUCGCCAUCGGCAGGACUGGGUGGACAGUGGAUGCCCUGAAGAGUCAAAAGAGAAGAUGUGUGAGGACUCAGAGCCAGUGGAAAAUUCCGAAACCACCACGACUUUCCGAGCCACCACCACACAGUUCAAAGUCUUAACCACCACCAGGAGAGCAGCAACGUCACAGCUGCCCACCAGCCUGCCCACUGAAGAUGACACCAAGAUUGCACUGCAUCUCAAAGAUAAUGGAGCUUCCACAGAUGACAGCGCAGCUGAGAAGAAAGGGGGUUCCCUUCAUGCCGGCCUCAUCGUUGGAAUUCUCAUCCUGGUCCUCAUUAUAGCUGCAGCUGUUCUUGUGACAGUCUAUAUGUAUCACCAUCCAACUUCAGCAGCCAGUAUCUUCUUUAUUGAGAGACGCCCAAGCAGAUGGCCUGCAAUGAAAUUUCGAAGAGGUUCUGGACAUCCUGCAUAUGCUGAAGUUGAACCAGUUGGAGAGAAAGAAGGUUUUAUUGUAUCAGAGCAGUGCUAAAAUUUCUAAGACAGCAGCACCAGUACUGGCCUACAGGUGUUAAGACUAAAAUGUUGCCUAUACCUUUAAGACAAACAAGCAAACUCACAUAUACAAAGGAGUCCUAAGCUGCUAUAUGUAGCUGGAAGGAGACAAGAUUUCUGGACAAGUCCAGCCCAGGAAGGGUAAAAAGAAAAAAAAAAUCAAAUUUAUACAAGACACAAUACCACCACUGAACAUAGAAUUUCUUAGUGGGAUGACUCUAUAGUUCACCCAGAACAUCUCUUGUGGACUGAUCUGAAGUGUGACCACGAUUACAAUGCUAUUGGCUUAGAUGCAGGGUUGCAUAGGGAUGGAAAAAAUAAUAGUCACAAUAAAGCUUUCGUUCUCGAGGGAUCUACAACUUCAAUUCCAACGUUCUUCUCUAAUGUCUCAAAGAUAACCGUGUUCCAAAGCUUUAACCCUUUCACUCAAAAGAGUAAUGUUUCAAGAUUUGCUGAGAAAAGCAGUUCAUUGUAAGAGCCAAUUCAAACCCAAAAUAGAUGGUCU